Messenger RNA from Rubroshorea leprosula, 1832 nucleotides. Lineage: Eukaryota; Viridiplantae; Streptophyta; Magnoliopsida; Malvales; Dipterocarpaceae. The record is from the annotation of a GenBank genome assembly.
AUCGAUUGCAAAAUAGAAAGUGAUGGGUAGCUACGAAACACUCUACGAAGCAGUAAGAAAUGGGCAUAUCGAUCAGGUGGAGGAAAUGAUUGGUAGGAACCCUGCUAUUCUUGACGAAGCUUACAUGGAAACAACAGCAAACGCUUGCCUACUGCAUGCUGCAGUAUUGGCUGGCAGAGUCCAAUCUGUGAAAGUGAUUAUAGAUCAUAAGGAAGACUGGAUUGAAAAGUUCAACAACGAUGGUCUUGGUGCGAUUCACAUGGCUUCAGAAAAAGGAUCUGCAGAGAUUGUGAGAGAGCUUUUAGACAAAAAGAGUGGGCAGAGUCAACUAAGAAGUACUGAUGGAAGAAAAGCCCUCCAUUUUGCAGUUCUCUCAGAAAGUGAGGGUGUUUUAGGAGAACUGACCAGUAGAAUGCAACGAGAUCGGUUCAUUUCUUAUCUCAAAGAUGAUAAUGAGCCUAUCCUUCACUAUGCAUUAAGGAAAAACCGGGUUCGGUCCUUUAUGCACCUUCUGAAGCUGCUUAAGGAGAAGAAUCUCAACGACGAAGAUAUUAGAAGUUUUUUAAAUGUUAAAGACGAUGAUGGCGACACCGUUUUGCAUAUUGCGACUGCUAGGAGACAGAUAGAGGUACUGAAGUUAUUACUACCGCAAAAUGAAUCGAGGAGGAGUAUUAAUUUGUAUCAGGUGGACAUGAAUGCCCCAAAUAACGCUAGAAACACAGUUCUUGAUGUACUCUACAAUUCACAAGCUAAUGUCGAAAACAUAAGCAACAAGAUAGGGAGGAUGCUUCAAGAAGUAGGGGCCCUUAGGAGCCAGGACACACCUCAAGUUGCCUCUAGUCAAGGCUCCUCAGCGCAGAGUUGCUGGGAUCUUAUAAUUCAAGCAUCAUCCGAUCGGUUCAAGUGUAGGUUUUGGGACUCCCUAGUAACCCAGCAAAUUAAAGCCUCGGAUCCAAGUCAAAAAGAGGCACUUAUGGUUGUUGCUGUCCUGAUUGCAACCAUCACGUACCAGGCAGUUCUAAGCCCUCCAGGAGGAUUCAAGCAACCUGAGGGACAGGGGAAUCUUAUUGCAAACCAGGUGAUACAAGAAGACCAACAGCAUUUCAAUGGCAAUGUUGUCAUUGCAUCUGAUACAAUUAUGUUCGCCUUCAUUACAAUUUUCGGCUCCAUCGGGUUCUUCUCUUCAGUGCUUAUAAUUGCCAUUCUCACCAGCGGAUUUCCUCUCAAAUUGUUGCUGUGGCUUUCUCUAGGCGCCUUGGUUGCGGAUUUUAUAGCCUCUCUACUUUAUAUAGCUCCGAUUGGGUUCAAUAUCGUAUGUGGGACUGUUGUUAUCUUGGCUGCGUUUCUUGUGACACAACUUUUCUGGAUCAUCAAUCCGGUUGCCUGGAAAUCUCUCAAACUGCUUACAACAAAGACCGAACAUACAUCCAUGCAACCUGUUAGAGCUAUGGCAUGAAAGCUGAAAAUGCAAUGAAAUGAGAGCUGCAAAAUGAUGCUGAAACAUGACUGCACAGUAGCAACAAAGUGACAGCACAGUAGCAACAAAGUGACAGCACAAUGGAGCUUCCCAUGGGCUACAAGAAAUGGCAACAAACUUCAUCAUUUUAGUCAAUGUUUUAGGUAGUUAAUAAUUAUAGUUUAGGUAGAAAAAUAUUAUUGCUUUAUGUGUAGCCUUCCUCUAUAAAAAGGAAGAAAUUGAAUGAAAAUUGAGAGAGAAAGAGAAAGCAUGGUCUCUCCUCUCCAGUUGGGUGAAUGUCUGCACCCUUCCAUGUUUAUGGCUUUAUGUUCUAUGUUAUGUUGUGUUGUUUCUGCUAUAAAUAGCAGAAUAUCAA